CUGAUAACGGGUGACGUAGGCAGUAGAGUUGAUUAGGUGAAGUUUUCAACGACGUGGUUGCUGUUGACUUAUGAUCGUCAGCGAUCCACAUGUGACCGUCUCAUCUUUUAUUCAGAUAUACUAGCUUCAGGACUACAUUUACCUAUCUAUUAUUUCUCCUUCUUUUGGGAUGGUGGCGUGAAUUGCGAAAACUUUGACUGCUAUUUCUAGCAAGUUGAGUGACCGCAUAAAGCCUCCCACCUCUUUGGAUCAUUUGGGAUUCGUGACGUGGUAUAUUGUUAAGUGUUAAGAUAAGGUGGAAGUUUCUUUCAUUUUAAAGUAAAGGAUAUUUUUUAUGAGUAUUUUGCUGUUUUCUUCUGCCCAAUACAGUAGAAAGAAAUAAGUUAAAAUGAGUCAGCUCCAAAUAGCACGAGAUAUUUGGCGCCCGUAAGAUGGGAGACAACUCUAAAGCUACUUAACACCGGUUGUUUCUCAGAACUUGAUAAACACGCAUUUGUAAACAUGCUUCGAAAUUGUGUGAAAACAUUGUUGGGUUUGAAUUAUAAAACGGCCACUCAACGUCUUAUCUCUUCCAGUUCGGUGAGCAGUGCUGUGAAAAUUUAUACCAAAACUGGAGACAAAGGCAAGUCCUCAACAUUUACAGGAGAAAGGAGAUUCAAGGAUGACCUGAUAUUUGAUGCUCUUGGUUCAACAGAUGAACUCUCAUCUGCUAUUGGGUUUGCUGCUGAACUAUGUAAAGAGAAAGGUCAUACAAUGGAUAACAGAUUUCAAACUCCGGGUAUAGAGUUUGUUGAUGGAAACAUAGCAGCUACAGGUCAAGGAAGUACACAGAAGCUUCCUCACAGCCAUUGUACGUUUAGCUCAGGUGUGUUGCCGAAUUUUGGAAAGAAUAUAAGUGUGCCCCAAGUGGAAAAAGAAAGAACCUGUUUCAACGACCAACAUGUGAAAGAUCUUGAAACGUGGAUUGACGAAUAUACUGCUGAGUUACCUCCCCUCAAGAAUUUCAUUCUCCCGUCUGGUGGUAAAACAGCUGCCUCUCUCCACAUGGCCAGAUCUAUUUGUCGAAGAGCUGAGCGAACUGUUGCACCACUUGUAAGGGACAACGAGAUGGAUCCUUCUGCUCUUCAGUAUUUAAACAGACUUAGUGAUUUCCUGUUCACCGUUGCCAGGUACACCUGUAUGAAAGAGGGAGGAGAAGAGACCAUUUACAAAAGGCCUGUUUCGUGACACUUACACCAUACUGCACUGCACUUGAAUUGUGCAGUGCAUUGUUUCAAGACAGAUGCACCAUGUGCUGCUACAAAAUUAUUUCUUCUGGUGCAUCACAGAGUUUAUCUAUUUUAUUUUUCUCUUCAUCUGUUUGGCAAUGCUGUACACAUCCUUGACAACUAUGUCAAAUAUUAGGUUUGUUUCAAAGGUUGACCCUCUCUCCAUGACCAUCACUUUGAGUCAAUUUAUGAAUUAAUAUAGAAAAAAAAACAACAAUAAAAAGACAAUCCACUAAAUUUUCUGCUAUCAUUUACCAUCAUUUUGAAGCAAUAUAUGAAUAAAAAAAAACACUAAAUUUCCUGCUGGAAAUCUAGAUAUAGGAUUCCCUGAAGCCAAAUCUUUGUUGAUUUGACAGUGGUAGUGAUGAAGAUAAUAAUAAUAAUAAUAAUAAUAAUAAUAAUAAUAAUAAUAAUAAUAAUAAUAAUAAUAAUAUGUCCUGAUGCAGUACCAGGCAGUGGCUCUCAUGGCUUCUGAUCUCAACUGAUUUGAAGUGUUAUGUACAUUGUUUUGUCUUGGUAUAAAAGAUGGGCUACAGCAAACAUUCUGCUCAAUACCACAGAUUUGCUUGCCAGUUGUUUGACCAUAACCAUUUGAGUAUGUCCCUUGGUGGCUGAUGAUAUAUGCAUCUCUGAUCACAAGCAGAAGUAGUGGGGGAACAUUGUAGCCAUGUAUGUGAGAGGAGUUCUUUGGGGUUUGGAUAAUUCAUGUCUGGAAACAGGGGUGUUUCGUUCAACAUCCUGAAACAACCCUUAUACAGGGACCUUUUGAACAGAAUGGGCUACUCGACCUGAUGAAAAUUCUAUCUGGGCCCCACCUUCGAGGCCAUGCACUGUUUAUCUUGAUAUGAGAUCACCAUGUCGUGCACAUAUGAUUGUGAUGCAUGUGCCUGGUAUACCCUUAUCAGAUGGGUUGUCAUGAUGGGUAUACUAGGCUUUGUAUAUUUUACCCCUGUUUCACUUUGAUGGCAUGCACUGCUCUCUCACUCAAUAAUAAUAAUAAUAAUAAUGAGGAGGUAGAGGGAUUAUGUUGAUGGUAUUAAUGGUGGUGAUUAUGAUAACAAUGACAGUGAUGGUGAUGACAAGGAUGGCAAUGAUGAUGAGGAGGAACAAAGUAGGAGUAGUAGAAGGAGGGAGAUGAGGAUGAAGAGGAUUGUGAUAAUUCCCCACUUAGGCACAAGGCUACAAAUCCUUACAAAGGAUACAGCUUGAGUAAAUUGACCCCUGCACUUCAGUGGGUAUUUUAUUCUGUAGAACCUCCCAUAUGGAAAAUAAAAAUUAUGUUAACCCCCUCACUCUGAAAUUAAAUUUAAUGGCUAUUUCAGAUGUUAAAUAUCUUCCAAAAAAUAGAAUUGCUAUUUCCUGCAAGUCACAUUGCCUCAAUAAAUCUGACAAAUCUCAUCAGAAAAUAGUUUCAGACAUGACAUUCUUCAACGAAAGAUGGAUUGAUAUAUAAAACAGCUUUCUGCUGUUAAGGGUAAUGACAUUUUGAGUGCAUAUAUCUGUCCGAUUUCUGUAGUAAAAGGGUUAAUGAUAUUUAUUAUUUGGUUGUGAGGAUAAUUAAUUAGGCAGUGCCACCCCAGUAUUUGACUGGUAAAUUUGUUUAUAAAACUCUACAUAACAGAAAGAAAGUAUAGCGGCAGCAGCAACAACAUUAGUAAUAAUAAUAAUUUCUUUUGUUGUCAUCACCACCACUACUGCUGCUGCCGUUGCCACCACCACCACCACCACCACCACCACCGCUGCCGCGGACUUUUUUUUCUCAAUAUUCAAUUUCUGUACAUCCAGUUUCCAACACUUAACUCAUAGUACCGUGGUUGGCCCAGGGCUAUAGCAGAAGACAUUUGCUCAAAAUGAAUUUUUUUUUUUUUUUUUGAGUUUGCUUUAUAUUCUUACAAAAGGUUAAAUUAAAUUUCUUCGCUAAUAUCUAAAAUAUUUAUAUUAAAAAUAAAAUAAAUUUACAAUUAUGUAUCAUUGCAAUUCUAAAAAACAUAUGUUAAAUAACAUGAUUGUGUAUAAUUAAUUAAACUGAUUGUUUGUUAUAAAUGACUUCACAUCAUU
Molecule: messenger RNA, 3326 nt
Organism: Octopus bimaculoides (California two-spot octopus)
Lineage: Eukaryota; Metazoa; Mollusca; Cephalopoda; Octopoda; Octopodidae
Product: corrinoid adenosyltransferase MMAB
Molecular function (GO): corrinoid adenosyltransferase activity
Source: RefSeq, a predicted model, not a curated record